Molecule: messenger RNA, 4659 nt
Organism: Pisolithus orientalis
Lineage: Eukaryota; Fungi; Basidiomycota; Agaricomycetes; Boletales; Pisolithaceae
Exons: 8
Coding region: 115-4542 (1475 amino acids)
Biological process (GO): sulfate assimilation; amino acid biosynthetic process
Cellular component (GO): sulfite reductase complex (NADPH)
Molecular function (GO): heme binding; sulfite reductase (NADPH) activity; FMN binding
Source: RefSeq, a predicted model, not a curated record
GGUGCUAAUUGCUGCAGUCGCAUAUCUAAAGGCUCGUCAGCGAGAAAAUAUGAAUCAGCUCAUCACCCUUUUCUCCCGGGUUGCCAGCAGAACUAGCAGUUGCAGAAGACCACAAUGUCGAAUUCUAUCGCAGCCGUAUCUCGGAUAGCCUUCUUGGCGUCCGACGUGCUCGUAGAUUCACAGCCUGCAUUUCCUGCGACCUCGCAGUUCUCAAGACACUUCCAGUCUUUCACGGAGACAACAGGUCGCCAGCCACUGACGUUCUCAGUACCUUUAGCCGGUGACCCAGCUUCGACCAUCCUCCGAAACGGGUCUACCGUACCAUUGGUCUCAUUUACCGCUUCGGUCACGUCCCAUACAGCUGUCCGGCUCGUGCUCCAUGCCACAGAAUUAUCUUCGUUACCUGUUGUUCUGCACAUCGCAGUGACCGACGACCUUUCCGAUGUGAUCUUGCUUCGAUCUGCCAUACCUUUCUUCUUGGUGUCGUACACUGCUCAACAAGCGCAUGACAACGCUCUGCUGGCUUCUCGGAUCGCACGCGUGGAGAGAAAGGCAGUAGUUCACGCAUUUUAUGAGCACAACGGCGAUGUGUCGGACGUGACUCCGGAAGGUGACAUAUGGCGAUUGCUCCACUCCGAAAAGCUCGCACCAGGCGCAAGUUUCUCACCAGAAAGUGGAACAAACGGCUACACUGACCAUGCAGCCGUGAGGAACGGAGUUAAUGGCGCCAACGGCAACCACAGCCCAAGUGGUACUGAAAGCCCCACGGACACCGGCGUCCCGAACGGAGUCGCUAACGGCUCCGGUGAUGUCGCGAACGGUCCCUCGCAUGCCAAUGACAACCUUUAUGAGGUUUACGGAGCAGCUGUACUCUCGACGGUUUCUUGUACUCGUCGCACUUGCCGUCCGUUCACAUUCCGUGGAGUAGAUAACCCACACACUGUCGCCUUCGUCCUCGGUAGCCUGCCACAUGGCCUUGAAAUUGACGGUGUUGCCUUCGUCUCCAUCGGUCUUCUGACUCCUUUGCUACCGUCUAAAGUACUCCACGUAGUCCCUCCGUCCGCAUCUCGUGUCGUCCUGCUUGAACAGCUUCGCCGUUCAAAUACAAAAUGGACUUCCCUUUUCUUAGACAUCGUCACCAUUCUACAGGAGCGCCAAGCUAGCCACCGGAUACUUGUGCAAAGUAUCUGGUUUGCAGAUCCAGAACAAAUCAACGCUGCCAGCCUACUCAAGCUACUCAUUGCGACAUCGAAUUUGAAGAGUGCUUCGCCUCUGCAGCUUGGAGGCGACGCCCCCUCGGGGCCUCUCGUGAAAGUACCUCACGUACUUAAACAUGAGGUCUCGUACACCAAGAUACUUUCCUACGUUUUUGGCGAUCACCUAGAAAUCUCCAACUCCCCAUCACUCGUGCCGACCCAGGGUGCGAUCGCAACCAGCCCCGAAUUUGCUCUAGGGCGUGCGAGGGGACAGUUGGAGCAGCGCGCGCAGCUCAUCAGCUCCAUACAGGCUUUGAUGGAGGUGGAAGGUAUUAGCCCCGAACUGCACAAAAGUCUCGGUCAGUGGCUUCUUGUGAAAGAUGAUCGUGCCAAGAGCCGCACAGUCGGUGACCAGGUCGUCGCUGCGCUCAAGUCGACGAGCGUCCGGAACACGCACGUCAACUGCGUGCUCGCUUUGCAAGCUCAUCUGCCCGCCCGGUCCAGGUGGAUUAUCGGCUCGGAUGCCUGGUCUUAUGAUCUGGGCUCCUCUGGCCUGCACCAUGCCAUUGCAUCCGGUCUUGACAUUAACAUCCUCAUUCUCGACAGUGUUCCCUACUCUGCCCGUCAUUCUGCCGACCCUCACCGUCGCAAGCAGGAUGCUGGUCUCUAUGCGAUGAAUCAUGGCGAUGUCUACGUCGCCAGCGUCGCCGUGUACUCUUCCUACGCUCAUGUACUUCAAGCCAUAACGGAGGCUGACAGGCACAAAGGUCCAAGCGUCGUACUCGCCUACUUACCAUAUCAGUCAGAGAACACCCCAGCUCUCGACGUACUGAAGGAGACUAAACUCGCCGUGGACUCGGGAUACUGGCCACUCUAUCGCUGGGAUCCCGUCAAGGAGGCUCGCGGGCAGGAGCCGUUCACGCUCGAUUCUGACUCUGUGAAGAACGACCUUCAGCAAUUCCUCGAUAGGCAGAAUCACCUGUCCCAGUUAGUUCGUUCGAAACCUCAGCUAGCUACGGAGCUGGUGAGUAGUUUGGGAGAGAGCGUGAAAGAGGCUCGUAGAAAGCGGGCGGCAGAAGCGUAUAGCGAUCUACUUGUUGCACUUGACGCCCCACCAUUAGCCAUCCUUUAUGCCUCUGACGGUGGCACUGCGGAGAAGUACGCCAAGAAACUGAUGAAUCGGGCCAAGGCGAGGGGUUUGUCGGCGAGCAUCGGUACGAUGGACUCGAUGUCUAUCGAGACCCUUGCCAACGAAGAGUAUGUGGCAUUCGUGACUUCCACUGCCGGACAGGGCGAGCCCCCGCAGAACGGAAGAACGCUCUUCAAGGCAUUCAACACCGCCGUUGGACGUGGAGACAAACCAUUCUCGAAGUUGCGCUACGCUGUCUUUGCACUGGGUGACAGCCACUACUGGCCUCGACCGGAGGAUGCGCACUUCUACAACAGACCCGGUAAAGAGCUUGACUUGCGUCUGGAACAGUUGGGCGGUGAGCGUUUUGCGGCCCUCGGCCUCGGCAAUGACCAGGACGCGGACGGGCCCGAGACUGGUUACAGAGUAUGGGAACCGUUGUUGUGGAAAGCCCUUGGUGUCGAUAGCAUCGAGGUGAAGGAGGCCGAGCCCGAGCCGAUCACGAACGAGCACAUUAAGGCAGCAUCCGGAUACUUGCGUGGCACCAUUGUUGAAGGUCUUCAAGACACGAGCACUGGUGCUCUCGCUCCCACCGACACACAGCUUACCAAAUUUCACGGUAUCUACCAACAAGAUGAUCGUGACAUCCGUGACGAACGCCAAGCACAAGGGGUUGAACCCGCUUACAGUUUCAUGAUUCGAGUGCGCAUGCCGGGAGGUGUCUGCACGCCCAAGCAAUGGUUACAGAUGGACCGCAUAGCCGACGAGCAUGGUAAUGGAACUUUCAAGAUUACUACGCGCUCGACAUUCCAAUUCCAUGGUGUCAUUAAACGCCAUCUGAAACCCAGCAUCCAGAGUAUUAACAAAGUCCUCCUUGAUACACUGGCCGCUUGUGGUGAUGUCAAUCGAAACGUCAUUUGUUCUGCCAUACCCUCCAAGUCCAAACUACACGCUCGUGUCUACGAGUUUUCGAAGUUGGUUAGCAACCACUUACUCCCCCGAACGACCGCGUACCAUGAGAUCUGGCUUGACAACAAAAUGGUCGCCGGUGAAGCAGUCAAAGACUUCGAGCCGUUGUACGGAGAAUUCUACCUCCCUCGCAAAUUCAAAAUUGCCGUUGCAGUUCCGCCGACGAACGAUGUCGACAUCUUCGCGAAUGAUCUUGGUUUUAUUGCUAUCGUAGACAAAAACGGGGAGUUGGCUGGCUUCAACGUAACUAUCGGCGGUGGAAUGGGCGUCACGCACGGCAACAAGAAAACCUACCCUCGAGUUGCGGACGUGAUUGGUUUCUGCACUGUCGAGCAGGGUCCUCUGGUGGCCGAGAAGGUCAUGUUGACCCAGCGAGAUUUCGGUAAUCGCGUGGACCGCAAGAAUGCCAGGUUGAAAUACACCGUUGAUCGUAUGGGUCUUGAUGUCUUCAAGGCUGAAGUGGAGUCCCGUCUUGGCUAUAAGUUCGAUCCUGCGCGUCCCUUCACUUUUGAUCGCAACGUCGAUGACUUCGGGUGGACUGUUGGUGAAGAUGGAAAACAUCAUGUGACAUUGUUCAUUGAGAACGGCCGUGUCCAAGACGAGCCUGGACAAGACUUUAAGAAGGGCCUACGCGAAAUUGCCAAGAUACACAAGGGCACUUUCAGACUCACUGCGAACCAACAUAUCAUUAUCUCAGAUAUUGACACGGACGAUGUUCCUCAGAUUAAGAGACUCCUUGCUGAGUACAAGCUGGACAACCUUAAUUUUACGGGAUUACGACUCUCUUCGUCCGCUUGUGUAGCAUUCCCGACAUGUGGUCUCGCGAUGGCGGAAUCUGAACGCUACUUACCGCUCCUCGUCGAUAAAGUGGAAAAGAUAUGCGAGGAGUAUGGCUUACGUAACGACUCCAUAGUCAUGCGUAUGACAGGUUGCCCGAAUGGAUGCGCACGCCCAUACGUUGCCGAGGUCGCUUUCGUGGGCAAAGCACCCGGCAGCUACCUCAUGCUCCUUGGCGGAGGCUAUUACGGUCAGCGACUAAACAAAAUAUACCGAGAAAGCGUCAGCGAGCCGGAGAUUCUGGCUAUCCUGAGACCUAUGAUUAAGCGUUACGCCCUCGAGCGACUGCAAGGCGAGCAUUUUGGAGACUUCGUUAUUCGGGCUGGAUACAUUGCGCCAACUACGGAAGGGAAGAACUGGUAUGAUAGAAUGGGUGGCGAGGGAAAACACCGUGAAGUGGCUGCUCAGUAAUUUCGUUUGCAUAUACCGACAGUAAACGAUUUAGAUUAUCUUUUAUGGAUCUUUUUAUGAAUGUUCCAUUGCAAUGACUUCGUAAUUCAGUUGUGUUCUUUGUAAUUUGUUAUGAAA